ACUCGGAGUAAAUAAGUAUACAGAUACUGUUAGUUUAUUCAGCAAAUUUUCGUAGAAUAAUGCAACAAUACUUAAAUUUUCAGUACAAUAUAUUUAAAAUUGAGCGAAUGGCAGUGAAUCUCCUGAUUCGCCUCGAAAAAGUGGUUUUGCGGUAUAAAUGAAAAAAAAAAUAAAAAUCCAAAUGUAUUUGUUAAAGGGUGUAUGUAACUCGAGUUAUUCCUGGCAGGAGGUUGCUCAAAUACCCAUACCUACGCCAAUUUUGCUCCGAACGAUUUGAAAUACACAUUAUUCUGGAGAUAUCAUGCAUUCUUUUAAAAAAGUAAAAAAUAUGAAGUGUAAAUAGCUUACCUCCCUCCAUAAUGAUAAAAUAGUGAGUAUAAAAACUCUCUGUUAUUGUCCGAAAUGAAAAACAUGUUCUUUACCUAAAAGCUCACUACGAAUUUGUAUGAAAUAUAAUUGUACGUAACAUUGCCGAAAUAUUGAGCAACAGGAAAGUAAACACUUGAAAAUGCUCUCUUGCAAAUACCUAUGUAUGUCUUUAUAUAUGUAUAUAUAUACAUAUAUAUAGAUGUAUUCUCCUAAUUGGAAACUGGCAAGGGUGGUUUCAGUCAUUGAGUGAAUGUUGUUAUAUUAUAAAGGCCGAAUAAGGCAUAACUCCUAGCUUUGCCUGUAUGUACAUCUGGUAUGUAUGUAUAUCAAAUUGCAGCUCUUUGUUACAUGUAUGAGUUGGCUGGCGCUAUGCAAUAUGUCGCUCUCUGGUGAGUUUUGAGCUCCAAUUCCAACAAAAGAAAUGAUUACUGCUGUGAAAGCGUUCUACAAAUACACAAUUUGCAAUCAAGCAACGAUAUUAACAAUGUUGACUACUCCCUGGAAGGUAAAUUGUCUGUAUGUACCUAUACAUAUAUAUGCGAGCAUAUAAUACUGUGUUGUUGAGUUUAUUUCGGCAUGUGGUGUUCAUGGCCCAUUGACAACGUUUCUGUACAUUCGCAAAUGAAUUCACAUAUGUUCAUACAUAUCUAACCGCUCUACAAAUUCGAAGUAAACGAAAAUUCGUCAGUCACAUUUUCGAGUUCUAACCACCCAGAUCGCUACAGUGAAACGCAAACGGCCGCACAUAUGCGGUUGCUUUACAACAGAACUCUGAAAAUUGUUAAAAGUCAUUUGUCUAUUGCAUACAUACACACAUAGCUGCAACUUAAAGCGCGUUUAUAAAAAUGAAUACAGUUGAGGUGGAGCGAGAUAAUUAAUAUUUUUAGGACAAAUUGCAAAAGUUAACAUAAAUAAAUAUCCACAUAUGUAUAUACCGGCAAAUGACAUACAUAUUUGUACUCGAGAGCUUAACACGAAGUACAAAAGUGACAAGUUAGAACAAAAAUAUUCAGAGCUAUUUACAUCCAUACGUAGAAACACAAACACUCAGUUAUCCGGUUACCCAACUUGCAGCAUUCUAUUUAAACUUUAUAAGUGGCAUAGUGUAUAAUUACCGCUUUACCGCUUUAAAGCUUAAUAUACGUACAUAUAUUAAAAUGAUCUGUUCGCACGUGAAUACGUAUCUGCCAUUGAAAAUCUAUUGCCACUGGGCCGACCAUUAACCCGCCAGCACAUACGAAUCGGUCAAGCACAUACACGCAUAUUAUAGAAGUGACGUAUGUACAUGUGUGUAAACAUAAUUUUGCACAAGCACAUACCGAAAAUGAGGUGAUUCGUCUGCGUAGUGACGCUCAACAAUCUGCCCGUGGCGUGGUUGUUGAAUCACUUUUUAUACGUGAGAUUCUUUACAAGCACGGAGCGCUCCACACAGAGAGCGUAAAACUACCGCUCAAAUAACAUUCAACACUAAAUUUUAAAGAGUGCCGGAUUUUGAGAAUAUUUGAUUGCAUAUAAAACAUAAACGAACUUUCUUUGGCUCUUGAAGAAAGCGUGACAGCAACUGAUAGGCGGAUGUUAAUAAAAUAUCACGAAAAUGGGUUACGAUGAUGUACUUGUGCACUUGGGAGAUUUUGGUAAAUACCAACGACUUAUAUUCUUCCUGCUCGGUCUUACCGCAGUCUCUUGCGCCUUUCACAAAAUGUCACGUGCAUUUAUCUUUGCCAAACCGAACUUCCGUUGCCUCCUUCCGUUUGAGAAUGAGAUGAAUGAUGGUGGUGGAAAUAACAGCAAUUAUAAACAUUAUAAUGCAACCGACUUUGAAAUACCGGCGCCACUGUGGCGCUUAUCGUUCCCCGCGGAAACAGCAGACCAGAAAAUAGGGCGUUAUGAGGCUUGCAGCCGUUUUGAUAUUGAUAAUAGACUCUAUCAAAGGUUUAAUUCAAGCAAUCAGGAAUUUAAUAUAAGUUUCCUAUCAUUGGUGCAAAAUAUUUCUGCAAUUAAUGGCACCGUUCCAUGCAGCAGCUACGUUUACGACCGUUCGGUAAUAACCAACAGCGCCGUCACUGAAUGGGAUAUGGUUUGCGAUCGGAAUUUUUUGGUCGCCACCAGUGACGCGAUAUUCAUGCUGGGAGUGUUGGUUGGCAGUAUUGGUUUUGGACAACUGUCGGACAAAUGUGGGCGCAAACCAGUCUUCUUUAUAUCACUGCUGAUUCAGGUGUCAUUUGGCAUAUUAGCUGGCAUUGCACCGGACUAUCUGACUUAUACAAUUGCACGCUUCAUAAUCGGUACCACAACGUCUGGAGUGUUUCUUGUUGCCUAUGUAAUUGCCAUGGAGAUGGUGGGGCCGAAAAAACGUUUAUAUGCCGGUAUGUUUCUUAUGAUGUUCUUCUCCGUGGGUUUUAUGUUAACUGCUGCCUUCGCGUACUUCAUUCACCAAUGGCGUACACUGCAAAUAGCCAUCUCACUUCCAGGGCUCUUGUUUCUCGGUUACUACUGGAUUAUACCAGAGUCGACGCGUUGGUUGUUAUCGAAUAACCGAAAAGAAGCUGCAAUUGCUAACAUACAAAAAGCUGCUCGCUUUAACAAAGUGCACUUAGAUUUUGAUACAACUGAUCGUUUAUUAAAUGAUAAUGGCAAUAUGGAAGAAACGAAAUCCAAAAUUCUGGAAAACGACAUUGCGACGACCCCUGUUAAAUCCGUGUCCGUGUUUGAUUUAUUGCGCUAUCCAAAUUUGCGCCGAAAAACACUAUUAAUUUUUUUUGAUUGGUUUGUAAAUAGUGGCACUUACUAUGGACUUUCCUGGAACACAAAUGCAUUGGGUGACAACAUACUCUUGAAUUUUGUUAUAUCCGGCGCUGUUGAAAUUCCAGCAUUCACUUUCCUACUUUUCACCCUCAAUCGGUGGGGACGACGCACCAUACUCUGCGGCUGUAUGCUGGUCGCCGGUUUUGCAUUGCUGCUGACCAUCGCAGUACCCAAAGAGGAGAACUGGCUGAUCAUUGUGCUGGCAAUGAUAGGAAAACUUGCUAUCACCGCUUCUUAUGGCACUGUUUACAUAUUCUCAGCAGAGCAAUUUCCUACAGUGGUGAGAAAUGUUGGACUAGGUGCGUCUUCGAUGGUGGCACGUAUUGGUGGCAUACUAGCCCCCUUCAUCAAUAUGUUAAGCAAUGUAUGGCGACCGCUGCCACUUAUUAUCUUUGGAAGUGCUGCAUUUAUGGGUGGGCUUCUGUCGCUGCUGCUACCUGAAACUCUCAACAAACCAACACUUGAAACGAUAGAUGAUGGAGAGAAUUUUGGUAAGGGAGAGAAUAGUGCGAGUAAAGAUAAAGAAAUGCAUGUUCAAGAUACAAUAGAAAAUGAAAAUAUACCUUUAAAUGGAAAUCGUGACCAAUCUAUAAAUGAACAAUUCAAAAACGAGAUUUGCGUAAAAUAUUAACGUUUUUAAUUUGCUUUAAAAUAAGUAGACGACUGGUGUGAAAUUAAAUUAUUUGAAUGCACAUACUUAUUUACAAAUGUACAUAUGUAAUUUUGUAAACUUUGUUUGUCUAAAUUAUAAAUUUUGUGAUAUACUAUAUAAAUAUAUAUGUAUGCAUACAUAUAGUACACGUCGAUGUGAAGAAAUAUCUAUACACAAUUGAUCUUCUUAAGUCGUUUAUUUAAUACCCAUAUAAAGAAACGAACGUCGAAUUGAAUUAAACACUUUUCCCAUGUCAAACAUGCACAGCUGACUUGAUUAUUUAUUAGUAAAGCUUUUUUUGUUUGCUGUAGCGUCUGAAACCGAAGCAAAAGAAAUAGAUUAUAUAUUAAAUUGUCGACAUAUGUAUGUUUGUAGGUGCCUAUAGCUACAUUUUAUUAAAAAUUAAUGCUUUAAGGUAUAAGUAUUUACACAUGUGGCAAAAUAAUUAAGUCGAUCGAUUUUUUUCUAAAUAAAAGUUUAUUCAGAAGCUGAAAAAAACAAAUUGCGUUUUUAAGGAUUUCGGGGCUUGCAUUUGUGGGGAAUUCUCAGACUCGGAUUUUCUACAAUCGGAGAGAAAGUGAAAAUCAUGUGUCGACUAAGUGUCCAAAAAUAUUCUUACUCGAACCAAUUAGAUCUAGUACAUGAGUCGCGCCCUCCCUGCUUCAGGACUUGGAGCAGUUCAGAAUUUCAAAGAAAUGAUUCAUUUUUAUGGACGAGACGAAGAAUAAAAUGCUGGCAGAACACAGUAUGUGUUGUCACGGUAAAAAAUGCAAUACAGUAGUCAAUACAAUAAAAAACUGACAUCGCACUAAAUAUCUUCUAAAACAGGAAAGCACUUAAUUUUUUAAACUUAAUUGCGAAUCACUACUUGAGACUCCAAUUUCAUUAAAAUGUGUACCUAAGCUCUUCACACUUCGUGUCUUUCAUUAAAAUAUGCUCGAAAUAACUAUUUACACAACAUUAAGAGUGUUAGUCAGACUAUUACGAGUACUAACUGCCCUUUUCACAUUUAUCAAAAAGUAUUAAAAUUAUUCAGCCGGAAAUUUGUUUAAGUAAGUACCGUAUUCCGUGCGUAGGAAGACAAAAUAUUUUCAAGAUUAGUACAUACAUAUAUAAAUUCAUAAAUUUGUAAAUGCAAGUACAAGUAUAUUAGGGUGCUGCUUACUUUUCAUCUUUCGAAAAGUAGUCAACUCACCAUUCGCUUCAAUGAAUCAGCUAAAAUCAGAAACAUUAUUUCUUUGUAUUUGUUUAGACAGAGUUAUAGUGAAAAUUUGUGAAACACUUGAUUUAGUUAUAAGUAAGCUCUGGCAGCUAGUGCUCGUUCUCCUACUAAUUUUAGUAUUAUAUGGAAAUUGUAUUAAUAAAACCGUUAUACAAAUGUGAAGCAUGAAACAUCAAAAUGAAAUAGUUUUUAGGGGUCGCCCCUCGGCAGGAAAUGACAAGCCUCCGAAUGUAUUUCUGCCAUGAAAAAAGCUUAAAACUGUAGGUCCCUCCAUUUGUGGAACAACAUCAAGACGCAGCACCUAAAUAGGAGGAGGAGCUCGGUCAAACACUCAAAAAGGGUGUAAGCACCAAUUUCAUACAUAUACCUAUGCAUAUAAAUGAUGGUAAUAAAUAAUGUCACUGAACAUCUUCUAAUGCGGCCCCACACGCAUUGGUACUCCCUGCUGGCUCUGUUCUGUCGCACAUGUAUGACAUGUGACAAAAAAUAAAAAAAAGUUGUAUCAAGUAAGAAUCACCCUAAAGUUAUAAAUUCAUACGUAAAAAUUUACUUAUGUAUUACAUAUCGGUGGUACUGCGUGUACACAUUUGGAUUAUUUGUAUUAUAACAAAACCUUUUAGGAGCUACAUUAAGCGUGUUGUUAGUAGAUGUAUUUAUUUUUGCUAAAUUUGCAAAUUAUUGGAAAUGCGAGAUAUGUUAACAACAUUUUUUCUUUGCUUGUCUAUUACGAACGGUACCGAUAUUGGCGAUACGGCACCGAACACGCCACAUAGCCAAUGGAGCAAUCAAUUUAUUUCAAACGGUAUUCUGCAGCAAUUUGCGCCCCAAGAUCGGCCGAUUCAAUGUCUUUGGGCUAUUUUUGGUCGAGCCAUCUCAAAGUUAGAGUUCAGCUGAACCCCCAUUGCGCCUAAAUACCCUCGAAAAUUUCACCAGAAGAAUCAGUACACGUAAACCUGGGGACAUUUGGAAAAUACAAUUUAUAAUUCAUAAAUUGUAGACUGUCUACUACAUACAUACAUAACAGGAUUAUGAAUUCCCAUUGAAAAUAUGUGUGCAAUUACUCUGAAUAAAAAAAAAAUUGAGCUGGAAAGACCAGGUACAUACUUCCGCACAUACAUGCAUAUGCUUACAUAUAGCCAUGACUUUGACCUAUUAAUAGUACCGUUAUUUUUAUUUAAGCUCAUUUAAUUCAUACGCUUCCGUGGCUGGCAGAUGAUUACAGCCUCUGUUCUUUUAUAGCAUAAAAAUUAUUUAUGACAUAAAAUAUUUUUCCGUAAAAUAAAUAAGUACAGUCUGUGUCAGAAGAAAAGAUCCGGUUUUUUUCUUGUAACUUCAAGAUAUAUUUCGUCAAACCACUGCUCGCAGAAAAACAAAUUG
Anastrepha ludens (Mexican fruit fly) is the source of this 6425-nucleotide messenger RNA. RefSeq names its product organic cation transporter protein-like. The coding region runs from base 1964 to 3805 and encodes 613 amino acids. The record is from RefSeq and is a predicted model, not a curated record. NCBI's taxonomy places the organism in Eukaryota, Metazoa, Arthropoda, Insecta, Diptera, Tephritidae. Gene Ontology annotation, biological process: transmembrane transport. Gene Ontology annotation, molecular function: transmembrane transporter activity. The transcript has a single exon. Gene Ontology annotation, cellular component: membrane.